AUGAUAAUAAGCCAUAACGACGAUAGUAUGAUUUCUUCAAAUUCAAAUUUAGACGAAAAAGAAAAAAUCAAAUAGCCAAUAAACGACAAUGAAAAUGAAAAAAACUAAAAACCCAAUCAAGAUGAAAAAAAGCCUGAAGAAAAAAAGAAAAACGAUAAAAAGAAAACAAAUCCCCGUAAAGACAAAGGUUAUGGUGAUUAUUUACAAGCUGAAGAAGAAACAUCAGACUAACCUCCAUUAACAAUAGUAGUACAAGGACCCAAACAAAGUGGUAAAACAACAUUAAUAAAAAGUCUAGUAAAGCAUUACACAAAGCAUUCAAUAUAACAAGUAAAAGGUACAAUAACAGUAAGAGCCUCUAAAUAUAGAAGAGUAACCUUUAUUGAAUGUCCAAAUGACAUAAAUGGAAUGAUUGAUUUAUCAAAAGUAGCUGAUUUAGCAUUAAUAUUAAUAGAUGCAUCUAUAGGAUUUGAAAUGGAAACUUUUGAAUAUAUAAGUUUAUUAAAAAGUCAUGGAUUUCCUAAUGUAAUGGGAGUUUUAACUCAUAUGGAUUUUUUUAAAGACAGUAAAUAAUUAAGGAAAACGCGUAAAAAAUACAAAAAAAGAUUUGAGCAUGAAGUUGGAAAUGACUAUAAAUUAUUUUAUUUAUCCGGUAUGAAAUUCGGGACUUAUCCAAAAUUAGAAAUUUCAAAUUUGGCGAGAUUUAUUUCUAUUAUAAAAUACGCGACUGUUCCUUGGAAAGCAAAUCAUCCUUUUAUAAUUCCAGAUAGAUACGAACAUGGAAAAGAAGGCCAAAAGUUUGAUGACAAUGAAUAAUUAGAUGUAAGUUUUUAUGGAUGGAUUAGAGGAGCAUCAUAUGGAAUUAAUAAUAAAAUUCAUAUUAUAGGAUUAGGUGAUUACGAAAUCGGAAAUACAGAAAUAAUUGAAGAUCCUGUUCCUAUAUUAGAAUAAAAAGUAUUCGAAGAAGAAGAUAGUGAUGAUAAUGAUAAAAUAAAAAAAAUAGAUGAAGAUAAUAAUGAAGAUAGUUGUGAUGAGGAGAAUGGAAAUUAACAAAAAAAAAAAAAAAAGAAGAGAAAAAGAACAUUAAAAUAACAAGAAAAAAUAGUCUAUGCACCAUUUUCAAAUUUAGGUUUUUUAAACUACGAAAAAUCUGGAGGAUAUAUAACUAUACCAGAUGAACAUGUAGUUUUUACAAAGAAAUAAAAGAAAGAAUAAUUCGACUAAGAAAAUAUUGAUGAAAUCAUAUAAGAAAAUGAACAAGUUGUAAGUGAUUAAGAACUAGAAGAAGGUGUGAAAAUGGUAAGAGAAUUAUAAGAAAUGAAUGUUAAAAAUUUAAAUGAAUAAUUAAAUGAUAAUGAUGAUGUAGAGUUAAUUUAAGGAGUUUAACUUAAUAAUCAAGAAAAAAAACAAAACCUUACAGAAACAAAAUAGAUUGAGUUUCUAUAAAAAUAAAAAGAAAUUAUAAAUCUUAGAUUAAAAGCUAAAAAUAAUAUUUAAGAAAUUUCUUAUGCAGUUGAACAUUCAAAAAAUGUUUUGGCUACAGAUUUAUAAGAAUUAAUUUACGUUUCAAAUAAUAAAGUAUGUAAUUUCGAUUCUUAAAUGUUUAAAAGUAAAGAAUUAUUUACUAGAGAAUAAUAUAAAUAACUCGUAAAAAAAUAAUUUAUGGCCGGAACUUUAUUAGAAGAAGAACAAAACGAUGAAAACGAAGAAUAAGAAGAUGACCAAAAAACAAAAGCAAAGAAAAAAAGAGAAUUAGAAAUAUAAAAAGAAGAACAAGAACAAGAAUAAUAAGAAGAAAAAAAAGCUAAAAACCAAUAAUAAAUAAAUGCCUUUCUAGAUUCUUAUUUAGGUCUCUACAAAAAAGGUUCAUAUGUAAAAAUAACCAUAAAAAAUAUCAAAUAUGGCCAUUUUAGAAACUUCGAUCCUACCCAUCCUUUAGUCUUAUGCAGAAUAAAUCCAGGAGAAGAUAACUUUGGUUAUUUGAAAGUCCGAAUUAAAAAACACAGAUGGUAUAAUACAAUAUUAAAAACAAUGGACCCUUUAGUUUUUUCUAUUGGUUGGAGAAGAUAUUAAUCUAUUCCUUAUUAUGUUUCUUAAGACAAUGAUACUAGAUUAAGAUAUCUUAAAUAUACGCCUUAACAUGACUUUUGUUAUGCAAUUUUAUACGGUAAUUUUGCACCUUAGGGUACUGGCUUUAUUUGUACUUAAAGCUUGAGUGAUAAAUUAGAAAAAUUCAGAUUAGCUGCUACUGGAGAAGUACUUGAAUUAAACCAUAAUUUUGAAGUUCUUAAAAAACUAAAAUUAAUCGGAGAGCCUUUCAAAAUUUAUAAAAAUUCAGCUUUUAUUAAAGGAAUGUUUAAUUCUAAUAUUGAAGUUUCGAAAUUCGAAGGAGCAUAAAUCAAAACACCAUCAGGAAUCAGAGGAUAAAUAAAAAAAGCAGUAAAAGAAGGACAGCCAGGUUCAUUUAGAGCUACUUUUGAAGAUAAACUAGUUGCAAGUGAUCUAGUAUUUUUAAGGACAUGGUAUAAAGUUGAAUUAGAGAAAUUUUAUAAUCCUAUAUUAUCUUAUGAAAAGAUGAGGUUAAUGAAGACAACAUGGGAAUUAAGAAAAUAAUUAAACGUAGAAAACAAACAAAAUGAAAAUAGUUAAUAUUAAGAUAUUGUAAGAACAGAGAAAAAAUUUAAACCUUUAAUGGUAUCUAAAAAUUUAGAAGAAAAUCUUCCUUUUAAAUCAAAAGAAAAAGUAAAGUAAAUGUCUUAAAAAGAAAAAAUAUUAAAAGCAGAAUCUAAAUUACCGAUUAAAUAAUUAACUUCAGAAGAAGACAAGAAAAUAUUUUCUUUAAUAUAAAGAUUAAAUACUAUUAAAAAAGAAAAAAUAAAAGCCAAAGAAAUAAAAGUUUAAUAAACUAAAAUUGUCAAAUAAGCUAGAUAAGAAGGAGAAACUAAAAAAUUCUAAAAAGGCAAAAAAGACUACGAUAAGGAAAAAUAUAAACAAAAGUUCUCUAAAAAAAGAAAAAAUGACAAUAAUUAAUAUGAAGAUUGA
This is a messenger RNA of Ichthyophthirius multifiliis, 3042 nucleotides long. RefSeq lists its product as hypothetical. Gene Ontology annotation, biological process: ribosome biogenesis; endonucleolytic cleavage of tricistronic rRNA transcript (SSU-rRNA, 5.8S rRNA, LSU-rRNA); maturation of SSU-rRNA from tricistronic rRNA transcript (SSU-rRNA, 5.8S rRNA, LSU-rRNA). Lineage: Eukaryota; Ciliophora; Oligohymenophorea; Hymenostomatida. Gene Ontology annotation, cellular component: nucleus; 90S preribosome. The transcript is spliced from 8 exons. Gene Ontology annotation, molecular function: GTPase activity; GTP binding; U3 snoRNA binding. The record is from RefSeq and is a predicted model, not a curated record.